AUGAAGGCGCUGGCGCCGCGACACCGACCACUGUCUGAGGCCACAGAGAUGUUUGAUACAGACUUUGAGGACGAUGACAGCGAGGUCGAAGAGGCCGAUUCACCACGGCUCAGUCUGAACUCCUCCGGUCAAAGGAGUGAGUCGACUCUAUCAUCUUUAGAAGAAGUCCACACUCCAGGGCCACAAGAAUACCAGGGGUUCAACUUCGAGCUGAGCACGAAGAAGGCGGUGGAGGGACCAAGAGGACCUCAUCUCUUCAGAAGCUCGAUUGAAUCACACGACGAAUAUGUACUUGGGAUGUCUCCUAUGACUCCUAGACUAUCCAGUAUCCAGACGGCAGAGCCUGAUGUUCCGCAAGUCCCGGAAAUACCAAGGCGUCACCGACACACCUCAGUACUCGAUGUCGAUGAUGAGUUGAACCUGGACGACGUCGCGAAUUGGUCGCCGCGACAGGUCGCUAGGUGGAUGUGGGAGGCUGGGCUCGAGCAGUCCAUAGUCGAGAAGUUCCAGGAGAACGACAUCUCAGGGGCUAUCUUGAUGACGCUGAAAUUCGAGGACCUGCGAGAGCUUGACAUUCCUUCGUUCGGACAGAGGACGAAGGUAUGGAAUGAAAUCCAUAUCUUAAGGGGUAGUGCCCCAAGUUCUCCAAAGCCCGGCACCCCAAUCGAUGAAGCUGCGUCGCCGGUCCUAGAGAGAAGACCCUCCAGAUACUCUUCGAGACGGGAGAAGAGCCACAGCCAUGAUUGCGAUUCGGACGAGGAGCCAAGGAGACACAAGAGUUCGAGAAGGCGACAUCAAAAGCGCCCUGAUAUUGUCUCCCCGCUUGAAUCUGUCUCGAUAGUCGGCAUCGAGCAAAUCAUACCAAGACCACACAAGUGCUCCAAGGGAGAGAAUUGCUCGAAGUGGAAGAGACAACAACGAUUGAUCGAGGCAUUCAAGGCGGAACAUCCCAUGGGCGAGCAGGUCCAGACCCCUAUCGGACAUCCCAUCAGUCCCGGACAGGGUGGCUCGAUAUGGAUCGCAGGUGAUCCUGGCAAUCCGACGACGGCAGAAGCUAUUGCGGAGGCUCCUCGGCCUGUCUCCGAUGCAGUCCCGUCCGUCGUCGCAUCGUCAGAUGUGCUGGGCCCCGGGCAAGUGCCUGCUAUCCGCCACUUGGAAGAGGCCAGUCUCAAGAAUCUCGAGACCCGCGAUCCUCAGGACAAUGUCAAGCAGUUCCUCCAGUUCCAACACAUGGACCCUUACCAAGUCAACUGGUCUUCAGAGGUUCCUCCGACCCCGCCGUACGAGAUGUUCCCCACCCUCCCAAAUCCCCACUCGAAACUCCAAACUCUCCCCAGACUCGCCAUCCCUCCUCCACGUCCUGCCCCGCCGCGCACCUCCAGUGCCGGUGCCUUCUCUCCCUACCGCAUGGAACGCGUCGAGGCCCAAACCCCCGAACUCCGCAACCAGACACAAUCACCAGGAUCGGUCUACCGUUUCGGGACCCCUUUCUCGGAAAUGGACGUCCCUGUGACCGCCGUCCCUCUCGGCCCCGUCUCCCGCGAUGCCUCUCAAUCCGUCCCACCCAACAUGUCCUACCGCAGCCCUAUCACGCCCACCCAACGCACGCAAUCCCGCGCCUCAGUCCGCCGCCCCUCCUUCGCCGCCAUGCCGCGUGUCGACGAGAACACCCCUAUUGCCCCGCCUCCCCAACCCCAAUCCCAAUCCCAAUCCCUCGCCCCUUCAUACCCCACCUCCGCAUACCCCUCCUCCUCCGACCCUGCCCCCUGGUCUGCAGUUGACCAGCCCCCCUCCCGCGCGGCCGACGACAUCAGCUACGCUGGGUACAUGAAGAAGCGGAAGACCAAGAUGCUCCGCCACGAAUGGCACGAGCACCACUUCACCCUCCGCGGCACGCGCCUCUCCAUGCACAAAGAUGCGCGCGCUCUCGAGACCCUCGAGUACAUCGACGUCGACGACUACGCCAUCGCCUGCUCCUCGCUCGCCUCCUCCUCGAAGCUCAACUCGGCCUUCCGGGCGAUGAACAUCGCGCGCGGUAAGGGGCGCGAGGAGCCAGCCGCCUUCACCUUCCAGCUGAUCCCGGCCGUCAUCGAGAAGGGCCAGCGGCUGCGGCGCAAGGAGCGCGAGAGCGUGCUCGGCGACAAGGACGCCGGAAAGGAGGGCGCCAAGGCCAAGGUACACCACUUCGCGGUGCGCAGCCGCGAUGAACGCAUUGACUGGAUGAGGGAACUCAUGCUAGCCAAGGCCCUGAAGCAGAAGAGUGAGGGCUUCACGGUUAAUGUCAAUGGGAACAUGAUCUAG
Molecule: messenger RNA, 2301 nt
Organism: Amorphotheca resinae ATCC 22711
Lineage: Eukaryota; Fungi; Ascomycota; Leotiomycetes; Helotiales; Amorphothecaceae
Exons: 2
Coding region: 1-2301 (766 amino acids)
Molecular function (GO): protein binding
Source: RefSeq, a predicted model, not a curated record